AUCGCGUGGGCCGACCGCAACUGAUGUAUGUAAAUUGUACUUAGUUAUUUGUAAAUAUUUAUCCUACGUCAUGCGCGUUAUUAUUAUUGUUAUUACAACGACGACUACGACUACGACGACGACGACUACGAUAUUAUUAUAAUUUGUAGUGUCCGUGAAAUAAUGCGAACUCGUCCUCCCGCACGGACGCUUUAGCGACAAUCUCCGCACUGUGCCGCUUGCCCUCUGAACGAUCGGUCUUCUGGAACCUCGGUCAUCGUAACCGUUUCGAAAACGCGCGGUAUGCUCGGUAUACUGGUCCUGCACUUGUCGGCGGCAACGUUGCUGUCUGACUACUUUGGUUGUAACGGCCAGACGGCCGAAGUCGGCUCGAUGACGUCCCAGAUCGGCGGUUACGCGGUAUUCGAAUGCCCGGCAGUACCGCAACCGCGGUACGACCACGACGGUGGUCUUCGCCGUCUUGUAGCCGUACGUUGGACAAAAGACGGACAGACGGUAUUUACAUGUUCAGAGGGUACGUUAACCACUGACGAACGGUACGACGGACGGACUACCGUGGUAGAACCCCCAGAGUUCAGCGAUAUCGUCUCCAUCGCUAUUAACGUUUCUAGUCUUCGCGAAUCAGACACAGGUGACUACGAGUGUCAUGUAACUUACCGUGGAGAUGCAGGUCCUCAGCAGCAGUCUUCGUCACGACCACCUUUACCGACACUGUCAUCGCCCCAGUCAAGCACAGACUCAACUUUGAAUACUGUCGACAACGACAUGGGUGGCACAGCAGGCGUAAGGUUCAGACUUGAUGUGCAAGGUGGUGACAUGAUAAGUAUACCGCCGAUCAACCAAACCCGGAUGGAACAUGAGUCCGUUCACUUCAGUUGCGUGAAAGAAGAUCCUGAGUUUAUAGUCCAAUGGUAUAAAGACGGAGUGCCACUGGAUGAUUUGCCAUUCUUGAAUGGUAGAUUUCUCGUGACUCCAGAAGGUUCGUUAGACAUCUAUGAUGCAGCAUUGAACGACAACGGUUUUUAUUCGUGCCGCAUAGUAUCAGCAAAGGGAACGCUGUCUGCCGGCGCCUUUCUCAACGUUCAGUACAAAGCGAAAGUUGUCUAUUCGCCAGCUGAAGUUUUUCUUGCUUACGGUAAGCCCGGUACCUUGGAUUGUCACUUUCAUUCCAAUCCGCCGCUGACGAAAAUAAGGUGGGAAAAAGACGGAUUCUUGUUCGACACGUACAAUGUGCCUGGAGUUUACCAUAGGCUAAAUGGCUCUCUUUACUUUGAUCGGGUAGAGAAAGAACACGGAGGCAAAUACACGUGCACGCCAUUCAAUGAGUUGGGAACCGAAGGGGCGUCUACGCCAAUGGACGUGAUCGUCCAGCAUCCACCAAAAUUAAUUGUUGUACCGAAAGUGUUGUACUUCCGUAAACUCGGAGAUAACAUCACAAUGCCGUGUGAGGCAGAGAAUUUCGACAACAGAGGUCCGGCGAUUGUCUGGCAGAAGGCGGACGGUAAGAGUUUAUUUUAUCCACGAGUAACAGUCACUGGCGGUAAUCUAACUUUGACUGGCGUAAGGAGUGAAGACAGAGGUGUCUAUAGAUGUGUAGCAUCCAAUAUCGCAGCUACUAUUUCGGUGGAAACAGAGUUGAUCGUCGAGGAAAACUUAUUACAUCGUAAACAUUUUGAUUUGCACGUAAAUGCAACCAACAAGAAUAUUGUGGCUUACUGGAAACGACCAUAUUCAUUCUGCAACGUUUGGAGUAGAGACACGAGCUCGGCUUCGUCGAACUGGAACGCAACAGCGACAUCCAGCGACGGGAAAGCGAUUCUAUGGAAUUUAGACACUGGCAGGGAAUACGAGAUAAUGGUGACGUGCCGCGACGAGAUGAGCGGAGAAUCUAUGUUCAGCAAAUCCAUUCUGACAAGUCGUUUAAAAGAAUCUACCGGCCGAUCGACUGAUGAUUUGCGCGAAAAAUCUUCGAGUUUCAUCGACGACAACCACCCGUUCGACAUACGAGUUGAACGAUCCGGUAGCGGUUACAAUGUAUCAUGGACGAUGGAUAAGUCCAGCGUUGAACAUCGCGUCAAGCGAUACGUGGUGAAGUGGUACGAUGCGCGUGAUGGCUCAGAACUCGGGUCGGCGUCAACCGCGGCCAACAAAAGAUACAUAGGUAGUGGUGGAGCUGGCCGGUGGCAAGACCUACGGAAUUCUGGUAACGGCCACCGCGGCGGAUGGCCGACAGACGUCCGUCGGGAGUCGUUCGUUCCAUUCCCCAGCGUCAGCGUUGACAGCAACUACGUCCUCGUCACCGUCGACGGCCUUCACCAAAUACUAUUACAUGGUGCUGUUCGGUCUGCUCAUCGCCGGCUUCGUCGUGUUGUGCUGCAAUUGCCGCGGUGGUAAAGGCAGAUGAUAUUGUAAGGACGAAAAACAUACCUAUCCACCGGUCAAUGGUAUAACAGGGGACAAACUCUACGAAUACUUAUUACUUAGGUGCCUACCUACUAUAUGGUAUUGGUAACUGGUGAAAAUACAAAUAGAAAUAAUAAACCACCCUCAAAAAAAAAAAAAAAAAUACCCAUG
Molecule: messenger RNA, 2574 nt
Organism: Myzus persicae (green peach aphid)
Lineage: Eukaryota; Metazoa; Arthropoda; Insecta; Hemiptera; Aphididae
Gene: bdl
Product: protein borderless
Exons: 9
Coding region: 283-2394 (703 amino acids)
Biological process (GO): dendrite self-avoidance; homophilic cell-cell adhesion; axon guidance
Cellular component (GO): plasma membrane; axon
Molecular function (GO): cell-cell adhesion mediator activity
Source: RefSeq, a predicted model, not a curated record